AUGCCAGCCGCCAAAGUUCGCGACGUGCUACACAGAGACACCGACUUUCGCGCCAAGCGUGGUAAUGCCGCCACCUCACCUGGAACCAUUCAGCGUAGCAGUCAGGGCAUGGGCGAGCUUCAAGAACAUGGCGUCGUCCUUGAUGGCUCUCGUCACCAUGUGCUGAGAAAACUCGACUCGGCCAACCCCCCUAAACUUCACCUGCAUUACCUUGCAACCUCAGGUGAUGGUGAACCCCCCAUGGUUUUGAAGUUGGCUCCCGCUUCGGCACGACCGCUCCGCUUCGAAUACCGGUCAUUAAGAUCCGAGGCCCUGCUUUUGCAAUGGCUGGCCGACCUGCACCUCGACCUUUCCACGCAGGGCAAAUACUGCAACUGUCAGCAGCUGCCCAUGAAUCCCAGUCAAGGCAACAGCAACGGAGACGACCAUGGCUGCUCAAAACGCCCGCAACCUCUUCCCGACCGCGUUCCCGACUUCGUCCCCGACAUCGUCAAACAUGGGUAUGCAAAGGUACCGCACGGUCUUGAGUAUCUCUUGACCAAACAAGCCCAGGGAGUUCCUCUUUCAACUCUUGCCCAGAAACUCUCCCAAAGCCACCGCAAAUCUGUCAACUACCAGAUAGGACAACUGAUUCACCGCAUAUCACUGCAUAAAUCGCCUUGCGGGAGAUUUGGCAACACUUCUGCUGUUUUGGAGCUCAGCAGACAAGGCCACCCCAGUUCACACCGAGUUCCCGCCACAUGCACACGCAAUCGCGUUUACACUUGCUGGUCAGAGGCCUUCCUGUCUUUACUGGAGUCUGUCUUGAGGGACGCCGAGGACGCUGCCGUGUCUGUUCAGUACGAAAAGAUCCGACAUCAUGCCCGGCGCUUCAAGCACGUACUCGAUGAGGUGACAGUACCUAGUCUGGUAGUACUUGAUGCCGGCCUGGACUCCAACACGCUCAUUACCCCUCCUGGACACAACGAGAUGAAGUCUUUCUCGGUAACGGAGAGCACGAGCGAGGACGCCGCCGAUGCAAACGAUGCGCAUCUUUCCCCACCCCCGACAGAUCAAGAACCCCACUCGAUCGCUGCUAAUCAAGUCUCUGAUGGAGAUGAUGAGCAUGCAACCGGAGCAGCGAGAGAGGACACCUGCAGCAGCGAAAACCGUGCACCAGCGGUUAUAGGCAUCCGGGACUGGCACAAUAGCGUCUUUGGAGACCCGAGCUUUGCGCUGGUUCUGACCAAGAGUGAGGAUUCAGUUGUGUGGGACGGAGUUCGGUCUCUGACUCAUGAUGCGACGUUCGCAGAGAGGGACGAAGCGGACGGUUUAGGGAACAAGGGCGAGAAACCUCGUGUCCGCCGACUGCUGUAUGAGUGCUAUCAUGCAGUCACAGCGAUAGUUACCGAAUACUAUCGCAUGAGUAUCGACAGUGAUGAUCGAGAGCUACCUGCGAGGAGGAGGCUUGUACAAGUAUUGGCUGAACUGGAUAAGCUCGACGCUUCCAGAGAGAAGAAACAAACCAACGCCAGCUCACCAGCACCGGUGGCCAAACGACAGAAGAGGGAGACUUCGGACUCGCCUCCCCCGUCGCAGACCAGACCAGACAUACGGCGUGAGAGGCGAAUCUCGGACCAUUAUCGCAGGCCUUCCGCAGACACCUGGAAUUGA
Molecule: messenger RNA, 1653 nt
Organism: Ustilaginoidea virens
Lineage: Eukaryota; Fungi; Ascomycota; Sordariomycetes; Hypocreales; Clavicipitaceae
Exons: 1
Coding region: 1-1653 (550 amino acids)
Source: RefSeq, a predicted model, not a curated record